Messenger RNA from Morus notabilis, 3603 nucleotides. Its product is annotated as katanin p80 WD40 repeat-containing subunit B1 homolog. Gene Ontology annotation, biological process: microtubule severing; microtubule depolymerization. Gene Ontology annotation, cellular component: katanin complex. Gene Ontology annotation, molecular function: microtubule binding. Lineage: Eukaryota; Viridiplantae; Streptophyta; Magnoliopsida; Rosales; Moraceae. The record is from RefSeq and is a predicted model, not a curated record. Bases 497 to 2902 code for a protein of 801 amino acids. The transcript has 19 exons.
AAAUUUUUGGUUUUUGUUUUAUUGUAUUUACAGGUUUGGAUGCUUAUAGCUUACUCCACUACUAUUCUAUCACUGUCUCUCUCUCCUUCAUUUAUUCCCACAUUUGAAUUUAAAUUUAUUGUUACCAUUUCAAACACAGAGAAGAAAAAAAAGAUGAAAGUUUUAUUUUGAGUGUGAGAGAAGAACAAGGAGUUUGGCAAGCGAGAAAGAGAGAGAAAAGAAAAGAAAAGAAAGGAAAAAAAAACGAGGUUGAAGCUGAAGCUACUACUCGCCCAAAUCUCUCUCGUUUUUCCAAAGAGGAAAAAAAGUGCAAGCAAACAGAACGGAGAUUUCUAGCGAGUUCUUCGAGAUCUGGAGGGAGAAAGGACGAGACGGCCAUUGCCAGAUUCAGUUUGAAAUUUCGGGAAUGCGACAUUUUUGCGGUGAUCUUCUCUAGGGUUUUGUUCGCAUUUUGGCCAGCUAGGGUUUGAAUUUUUUUUUUUUUGAAGUAUUUGCGAUGACUACCAAGCGCGCUUACAAGCUCCAGGAAUUUGUGGCGCAUUCCGCCGCAGUCAAUUGUCUUAAGAUUGGAAGAAAGUCUUCCAGGCUUCUUGUCACCGGUGGGGAGGAUCACAAGGUCAAUCUUUGGGCCAUUGGCAAACCCAAUGCCAUUCUGAGUUUGUCUGGACAUACCAGUGGCAUUGAUUCGGUUAGCUUUGACUCCUCAGAGGUGUUAGUAGCGGCAGGAGCUGCAAGUGGUACAAUCAAGCUAUGGGAUUUAGAGGAGGCAAAGAUCGUUCGGACACUUACUGGUCACAGAUCCAAUUGUAUAUCUGUUGACUUCCAUCCCUUUGGAGAGUUUUUUGCAUCUGGCUCUCUGGACACAAAUCUGAAGAUAUGGGACAUCAGAAAGAAGGGGUGUAUCCACACAUACAAGGGCCACACUCGAGGAGUCAAUGCCAUCAGAUUUACACCAGAUGGCCGUUGGGUUGUAUCUGGCGGAGAGGACAAUACUGUGAAGGUGUGGUGGUGGUGGGUGGGUGUCUUGCAUGAUUUCAAGUAUCAUGAGGGCCAGGUUCAAUGCAUAGAUUUUCAUCCCCACGAGUUUCUGCUUGCAACUGGCUCAGCAGAUAGGACAGUUAAAUUCUGGGACCUUGAAACCUUUGAGCUAAUUGGUUCAGCUGGACCUGAGACCACUGGAGUGCGUUGUUUGACUUUUAACCCUGAUGGACGGACCCUACUUUGUGGAUUGCAUGAGAGUUUGAAGGUUUUCUCAUGGGAGCCGAUUAGAUGCCAUGAUGGCGUGGAUGUGGGAUGGUCUAAAUUAUCAGAUCUUAAUGUUCACGAGGGAAAACUUCUCGGCUGCUCAUAUAAUCAAAGUUGUGUAGGAGUAUGGGUUGUAGAUAUCACGCGGAUAGAGCCAUAUGCAGUUGGUAAUGCUAGGAGACUGAAUGGUCAUUCAGAAUCUAAGACAACAGCUGGUGGAAAUAUCUGUGUACUGAAUGAGAAUAGUUCAAAGGCAAGUUUGGGAAGGUUGCCUGUUUCCCAAAGUUCAGAUCCUUUAGUGAAGGAAACAAAAUCACUUGGGAGAUUGUCAGUUUCUCAAAAUUCUGAUGUUGUCAGGGAACCGAAAGUUUUGGCAUCCUCAGGAAAUGUACCCAAUACACCCCAAAGGUCAAGUUUAAGCUCCAGUCCAAAGAAAAUUCCGCCCAGUUCAACGCCUGUUCCCAGUGCAGCAGUCACUAAGAGGAACACAGCAAAGGCCCAUCCAACGGCUAACACUCCAACUUUUAACAAAUCUGAAGUCAUACCUGUUAUCGUGCCUAGAACUAGUAUAGGGCAAGAUAUGGCGGCUGAGUCCAAAAAAGAGGCUGGCUUGGCUGGAAGAACAAUGCCCUUGGCUUUGCAGUCGAAGGCAACAGACUUCCGAAGGUUCCCUACUGUUAGAGAAGAAGUGGAUAAGCCGACUAUUUCUCUACAAACUGAAUCCACUGCUCCAAAGGGUGCUGAAUUCAGUGUUCCCGAGAGGAGUUUUUUCCCCAGAGUUGCAAGCUCAAUCCAAGGAAUAUCCUCGGAAAAGAAUACAAAGGAAGACAGAGGUAUUGGAUCUGGAAGGCUUGAAAUGAAUUCAAUGACAGAGUCAACUGCCAGCUGUCAACCUGACAGUUAUGAAACUCGGGGGCACAAGAUGAAUAGAGAUGCAUGCACUAUUGGAGGUCUAAGAGCAGGAAGGGCGCGGUCAAUUGCUGUCAAUUGGGAGAGAAGGGAGAGAUAUUCAAAUUUUGAGGGACCUACUUCUAGUGUUUACUCUGGAGCAGUAUCUGCAGCAAACAUGCUCCCUUUGAACAUGUCUAAGCAGAGAGGAUAUCCUCCACCUGUUGAAAAAGAGUCAGUGUCUGCUAGUGAUGAGGAUGCGAUUGCAGAUGUCAUGGAACAACAUAACCAAUUCUUGAGUUCUAUGCAGUCUCGCUCAGCGAAGUUACAGGGAGUCUAUAGAUAUUGGGAAAGGAAUGAUGUUAAGGGGGUCAUUAGUGCAAUGGAGAAGAUGGCCGAUCAUGCUGUCGCUGCUGAUGUAGUUAGCAUUAUGACGGAGAAAAUUGACAUUGUCACUCUGGAUAUAUGCACUUGUCUUCUGCCUCUUCUUUCUGGCCUUUUGGAAAGUGACAUGGAUAGGCAUAUAGGGAUCUCCUUGGAAAUGCUGCUCAAGCUUGUCAGAAUAUUUGGUUCAAUGAUCUAUUCUGCAGUAUCCGCAUCUUCAUCUGUUGGUGUGGAUAUUGAGGCAGAGCAAAGAUUGGAGCGCUGCAACAUCUGCUUUGUGGAACUUGAAAAAGUCAAACGCUGCUUUCCCGUCCUUACCAGAAGAGGGGGAUCACUAGCAAAGUCUGCGCAAGAGUUAAAUUUAGCUCUUCAAGAGGUUUCAUGACAAAAAAAUACUGGAAAACUGAAGUUCAAGUUUUUCUGGCCUAGAAGAAGUUUUGUUGCUUUGGCGGAGUUUAUGCAUUUUAAGUUAUAAACGCCCACUUUAUGCAGCACCCCCCGAUGGUUCAGACUCUUCUCGGCUGCGUCUGGUCCUGACUCGGUCUCCGCUCUGUCUGUACAUUUGUGCCAAGUGGAGGCAUUAACUACAAGCUAAUUCUACUAAAUUUACUGAAACUGAGACUUGAUGGACCUAUGGCUCUCUACCUGCUGUUUGAUCGGUUUUGGCUUGGAGGAGGCAAGUCUACCACUCCAUUUCACUCUAACCCAAUAUCAGUCAGUAUGUGACAACUUCGAUCAUAUUGUAACCUUUGGCUACAUUCAUGUUGAUUCAAUUAUUCUUGAAAUAUCUUAUAUUCCUUCUGUAAUAGUUUGGCGUUGAUUAAUAGGUGUCUUUCAACUCCUUCCUGUGAGUAAUGGCUAUUCUAAUAUGAAAAUCCUUCUGAGGCACCAUCCUUUUUAUUCUUCUUCUUCCUCUUUUUAGAAAUUUUUUUUUAAGAUGCAAAAUUGCUUCACUGCAAGUAGGCUUUUCAAGGACCUUUGUCAUCUGCUACGGAUUUCUUCGAUUUUUGAGGCCUUAUCAAAAAGUGUUAUAUAAGCUUGUUCUUAGCAUGCUGAGGUGCUUCAUGUUUUCUUAUCAGAUUGUAU